AUGGAUAUGAACCACUUGAUAGGUCAGCGCUUCAACCUGAUCUCCAAGAGCGAGAUUCGCUAUGUCGGCACACUCCAUGAGAUCAACCCCGAAGCCUCGACGAUAGCUUUGGAGAACGUUCAGUCCUUUGGUACCGAGGGCCGCCGCAAGAACCCAGCGGAGGAGGUCCCUCCCUCUUCGACCGUUUACGAAUACAUUGUCUUCCGUGGUAGCGAUGUGAGCGACAUCAGCAUCGCCGACGAGGAGCCCAAGGAGACUGCACAGCCGGAGCCCCCUCGGGUUCCCGAUGACCCUGCUAUUCUUGGCGUAAGUUCCCGCAAUUCACUCCUCCGUUCUUCGAUUCUUCCCGCCUCUACACACGACAUCCAUCAGACUGCCCGCACCAUCGCGAAUGUGUCGCGAUCGGGUCCUAUGCCAAACCCUCCUCCCAUGGGAGCUUCCGCCCCAGGUCUUCCUUCUCAGCCACCCUCUCAACCCCCACAGGGAGCUCAGCAGACGCCUCCUGGAUACCCCCCACAACAGCCAUUCCAGCAGCAAGGAUUUUACCCGCCCUACGGACAACAACGCUUCAAUGGUCCCCCACCUCCGUUCCCCCCAGGCCCCGGAGGUCCUGGUGGCUUCCCGGGCAACAUGCCUUAUGGUGCCCCUCCUCCCGGCUGGUUCCCUCCUCCCGGCCAUGGCUUCCCUCCCGGCGGACCUGGUCAGUUCCCUCCCCAGAUGCCCCUUGGUGCUCCUGGACAGCCACCCCAGCAGCGCCAGGGCCCUCCCGGUGCGCCCACCCCUCAGACCACCUCCGAGCUGCCCGGUGGAGAUCAGAAGCCCACCAGCCGCAAUGCAACUCCUGCCGCCCAGAAUGCGCCUACUCCGCCCGUUGAGUCCAAGCCCCCUGUAGCCGAGGCCGUGCAUGGAUCUGGACCCGCCGCUGCUGCUCAGAAGUCUGGCCGCGUCAUGCCAGCUAUCCCAAUGGCUGCGCCCCGACCUGUCGCUCCCGCCCACAGUGCCGCUCCUAUCGACGCCACCGCCGCGGCGACUCAGGCCGUUGCGGCCGCGAUGGCCAAGCUGCCUCAGCCCGGUGCUCAGAAGAAGCCCGGUCAGGACGCCUCCGUUGACGCUCUUGCUCGCAAGAUGAACGAUAUGCAACCCUACAAUGGCCCUCGUGCUCCUCGCGGUGGUCAUCAUCAACACCAGCAGCAUCAGCAGCACCCUCGUGGUGGCCGCGGUGGUGUUCGCGCCCCACACAAGAAGAUCGAAGUCCCCGAGUCCGACUAUGACUUUGCAACUGCCAACGCCAAGUUCAAUAAGCAGGAUCUGAUCAAGGAGGCUAUUGCCACCGGAUCCCCCGCUGCUGAUGCCGAAUCUCACGACGUUGCCCACCAGCCCGAGAUCGAUGCCAAUGGCUCCGCGCCCGCAACUUCUCAUAACCUCUACAAUCGCUCUACAUCAUUCUUUGAUAACAUCUCCAGCGAGGCUCGUGAUCGCGAGGAGAAUUCUGCUCGCGUUGGCGGCCGCGAAUGGCGUGGUGAGGAAGAGAAGCGCAACAUUGAAACCUUCGGACAGGGUAGCGUUGACGGCUACCGCGGACGUGGACGUGGUUAUGGCCGUGGUGGCCGGGGUGGUCGCGGCUAUGGAGGUCGCGGUCGCGGGUUCAACAACAAUCGUGGCUUUGGUGGCCGCGGUGGUUCUCGCGGCGGUCGUCCUCCCUCGCAAUCUACCGGUGUGCCCUCCGAGGUCUAA
This is a messenger RNA of Penicillium cataractarum, 1734 nucleotides long. RefSeq lists its product as uncharacterized. The transcript is spliced from 4 exons. Gene Ontology annotation, cellular component: P-body. Bases 1 to 1734 code for a protein of 577 amino acids. Lineage: Eukaryota; Fungi; Ascomycota; Eurotiomycetes; Eurotiales; Aspergillaceae. Gene Ontology annotation, biological process: cytoplasmic stress granule assembly; P-body assembly. The record is from RefSeq and is a predicted model, not a curated record. Gene Ontology annotation, molecular function: mRNA binding.